AUGGGCCCGAUUCUUUUCAGCUUCCUUUUUGCCCGAUUGCUGGAGGCGGCCGGCUGCCUUGGUUUCCUCGAGGCAUCUCACGCAAUGCACGAGCCUCUUUUGCCCACGUUCACCGCGUUCUCCCAUCAAGUGGACUCUACUCGUGAGUCUGCAGCAAUCUGUGACAGCGGUUGCCCCACUUCGGUCCCCUGCCAGCAGAUGAGGUUAAGCCAGACAUGCAAAGUGGCCGAAUCUAUAGGCUGA
Protopolystoma xenopodis is the source of this 243-nucleotide messenger RNA. Lineage: Eukaryota; Metazoa; Platyhelminthes; Monogenea; Polystomatidea; Polystomatidae. The record is from the annotation of a GenBank genome assembly.